AGAUUCGAAACAAUAAGCUUGCGUUCGGAAACGGUCACCCCUGCCUCCACUGCUAUUCAUCCUGCACUACUCUCAGGGUGGAGUUUCUGAACGCAGCUUAACCCUACUAUAAUCGCGGUAGAUAACAAAUAUUAAGGAUGUUGUGAUUUUUAAAAAAUUUAAUUAGCGAAAAUGAAAAAUGUGGAGAGAUGUAUCUUGCUUAACAAGAAGCGCCAAACAGAUUACAAGUGAGGUUAGUUCGUCCAUAUUGCGAAAUUAUGACUGUCAUAAGUCUCUCGAUUUUCCUUUGCAAGCAAAGCAAAAGAUUUGCUCUCGCGAAUAAGAUCAGUUCAAUAAUUUAUAAUUAUCCGAUAGUCCGAAUGUCAAGUUCAGUCAAAAUGAGCAAACCAAAAAUUUUAAUUACGAGGCCGGAUAUACCAGCGGCUGGCUUAAAUAUACUACGUGAACGGUGUCAAAUUGUAUCAUGGGAAAAAGCUGAACCGAUGCCACGAUCGGAAUUACUAUCUAGGGUACAAGGUGUAAACGCUAUAUACUGUGUUCUGACAGAUAAAAUAGACGAAGAGGUUCUUAUGGCUGCAGGUCCUCAAUUACAAGUUGUAGCGUCUAUGGCAGUAGGUACUAAUCACCUGGAUCUGAAUGCUUUGAAGAAAAGGGGUAUUAGAAUUGGCUAUACUCCAGGCGUCCUGACAGAUGCUACUGCGGAACUGAUCGUAGCCCUUUUAUUAGCUACAUCAAGGAGAUUGCUGGAAGCGAAUAGUGCAAUUUACAAAGGUGAAUGGAAAUCCGCCUGGGCACCGAUGUGGAUGUGCGGCCAUGGAUUAUCAGGUUCGACUGUGGGUAUCGUCGGUUUGGGCAGGAUUGGUAUGCGAGUCGCCGAAUGUCUCAGUGGUUUCAACGUCGCUAAAUUAUUGUACACCAGUAGAACAGUCAAGCCGGAAGCGUUGAAAUUUUGCGGCGAAAAAGUGGAGUUGAAUGAACUGCUUCGAGAUAGCGACUUUGUUAUAGUAAUGACAGCGCUGACGACUGAAACGAGACUCAUGUUCAAUGCCGAGGCUUUCAAACGAAUGAAAAACACAGCCAUCUUCGUGAACGGAAGUCGCGGAGAGGUAGUGGAUCAAGCCGCGCUGAUAGACGCUCUAAAAAGUAAAACAAUCGCAGCUGCUGGGUUGGAUGUCAUGACACCUGAACCGAUACCACUAGACAGCGAACUUUUAAAACUGAAUAAUUGUGUGGUUUUGCCUCAUAUAGGGAGCGCCACUAUGGAAACUAGAGAAGAAAUGUCCAGAAUCACGGCGAAUAAUAUAUUGGCUGUUCUAAACGGAACGCCCGAGGCUAUGCCUGCGCAACUUUAGUAGUAAAUGGACAAAUAUUAUACUGGAUCGGUCGUCAUCAGGAGCAGAAUACUUGAAUAUUUCUCUUACAUUUCAACACACACAAUUCGCACAAUGGUGAGAGACGCAAUCUAUAUGAUUAGCUUGAUAUGAUAAAUUAUGAUUUAUUUUUCAAAAUUAUGUAUGCAAUAGAUUUGAGACGUAUGCAUAAAUAUAUUGAUUAUUAUACGUAUAGCUCUGCUAGAGGGAAAUCAAUCUUCCACUUUGCAAUACAACACAAUAACAAAAAUAUACGCGCAAUUAUGUACAUCUGUAUAAAUGGAGCUAGUGUGAACCUAGGUAUUAACUUGCGCAAAAAAACCUCAAUUACAGUUUGUUUGUAUAUAAUUUGUACUAUUUUUUGUUUUGUUUCUACUUCCAUAAAGUAUGAGAUUGGUUAAAAAGUAGCCAACAUACAUUAAAACAUUUUGCGCUACGUUGUAUUAUUUCUUUAACAAAAAUAAAACUUCUUCGUACAUCGUAAA
Molecule: messenger RNA, 1855 nt
Organism: Dinoponera quadriceps
Lineage: Eukaryota; Metazoa; Arthropoda; Insecta; Hymenoptera; Formicidae
Product: glyoxylate reductase/hydroxypyruvate reductase
Exons: 4
Coding region: 258-1352 (364 amino acids)
Cellular component (GO): cytosol
Molecular function (GO): hydroxypyruvate reductase [NAD(P)H] activity; NAD binding; glyoxylate reductase (NADPH) activity
Source: RefSeq, a predicted model, not a curated record